Phymastichus coffea is the source of this 2350-nucleotide messenger RNA. It is a transcript of the gene Pgant1, whose product is annotated as polypeptide N-acetylgalactosaminyltransferase 1. Gene Ontology annotation, cellular component: Golgi apparatus. The coding region runs from base 575 to 2344 and encodes 589 amino acids. The transcript has 9 exons. The record is from RefSeq and is a predicted model, not a curated record. NCBI's taxonomy places the organism in Eukaryota, Metazoa, Arthropoda, Insecta, Hymenoptera, Eulophidae.
UAUCAUGACUGGACUACAGUUUACGGUGGAAUCUGAAUCACCGGAAUCACAAUACAAACAUGAAAAUUUCAUUUUUGAAAAUCCUUACAUGCUUGAUACGACCUUAUCUUCAUAUAGAAGCCUACUAAGUAAUGAGUUCUUACCCAUUGAGCCACUGUGACUCCUUAACAUAAACAAUAUUAUAAUUUUACCUUCAGUGCCGUGAAUCUCAUAAAUACGUAUAAAUAAUAAUCGACAAUAUCUGAAGAUUUAAAAAACUAUAAAUGGCUUCAUAUUUAUUAUUAAAUAUACAGAAUAGCUUUAAAAACGUUUGUAUUUUGUAAUACAAACGUCAGUUACAAUAGUAACAUAAGUAUGCAAGUUCGGAUUUGCUGAAUUCUAUAAAUUUUACUGCAACGACCUGUUUCCUAUAUGCGUAUGCCAUCGCCAUGUAUUGUGUGUUUAUUAUAUAUUAUGUCAAUGGCAUAUAACCUCACUUCCCAACUUUACGUUAAUUGAAAUGGAAAGUUAGUUAUUGAUCUAUGUGGCAUAUUGUUAAUACAUAAACAAUAGAGACCAUGUAAAACACACAAACAUGAAAAUAUUUUGCUUCAGGAUUAGAUACGUAAUUUACUUUUUAUAUGCAGUUUUUACAUUGAUUAUUAUCAGACAGAUUUUAUAUACAACUGAUAACAACAAUGUGCCCGAAGAAGAUGUUUUUUUACAGGAGAAUUUUCUGAAAAAUCAUACAAAGUACAAAGAAAAUGAGAAGUAUGAAAAGUGGAUCAGUAAAUAUAUUCAAAGUAUUUUACCAAAAUUGGGUGAAUAUGGGAAACCUGCUUAUUUGACGGGAGAAGAAAAAGUCAAAGGAAAUAAAGUUUUAAAAGAUAAAGCAAUAAAUAUUAUUCUUUCGAAUAAAAUACCUUUACAAAGGAAAUUGCUAGAUGUAAGAGAUCCACUUUGUAGAAAUAUAACUUAUGAUAACUCAUUACCAGGAGCAAGUAUAAUUAUAAUUUUUCAUAAUGAGGCCUUUAGUGUACUUUUACGCACAGUCUACAGUGUUCUCAAAGAGACACCACCAAGAUUAUUGAAGGAAAUUAUUUUAGUUGAUGAUAAAAGCGAUGAAGAAGAACUAUUAGGACUGUUAGAUUAUUUCAUUAAAACAAGAUUACCAAAAAAAGUAAAAUUACUAAGACUGGAAAAGCGUAAAGGAUUAGUAGGAGCAAGGUUGAAAGGAGCUACAAAUGCAACAGGAGAUGUACUAAUGUUUUUAGAUGCUCACUGUGAAGUAACAAAACAAUGGUUGGAACCACUUCUCCAACGAAUAAAAGACAAGAGAAAUGCAGUUGUUACUCCAAUUAUUGAUAAUAUAUCAGAAGAAACUUUUGAAUAUUCUCAUAGUGAUGACCCAUCAUUUUUUCAAGUUGGUGGUUUUACAUGGUCUGGACAUUUUACAUGGAUAAAUGUACAAGAAAAAGACUUAAAAGCCAAAAGCUCUCCCAUAUCUCCAGUAAAUUCACCUACAAUGGCUGGAGGUCUUUUUGCUAUUGAUAGAAAGUAUUUUUGGGAAAUAGGAAGUUAUGAUAAAAAAAUGGAUGGGUGGGGAGGGGAAAAUCUCGAAAUAUCAUUUAGAAUAUGGCAAUGUGGAGGUGUGCUUGAAACUAUUCCCUGUUCUAGAGUAGGUCAUGUAUUUAGAAAUUUUAUACCUUAUACACUACCAGAACAUAAAGAUACUCAUGGGAUCAAUACUGCAAGAUUAGCUAAUGUGUGGAUGGAUGAUUAUAAAAGACUGUAUUACUUACAUCGUGAUGAGUAUAAAUAUGACACACAACUAAUUGGUGAUGUGAAAGAUCGCAUAAAUUUACGUGACAAAUUAAAGUGUAAGAGUUUUAAAUGGUAUUUAGACAAUGUUUAUCCUGAAAAAUUUAUACCAGAUGAAAAUGUGCAAGCGUUUGGUAGAGUUCGAGCGGAAAAACGAAAUUUGUGUCUAGAUAAUUUACAACGUGAUGAAGAAAAACCAUAUAACUUGGGAUUGUAUGAAUGUCAUUCACAACUUUUCCCUAGCCAGUACUUUUCAUUGAGUAAAAAGGGAGAACUGAGAAGAGAAGAUACAUGUGCCACUGUAAUCGAAGAUGAAAAUAAAAAAGAUACUUUUAAAGUUUGUAUGAAAGAGUGUGAAGAAAUUGAAGAUGACAAAGAAUGGAUUUUGACAGAGGAUGGAAAAAUUUUGCAUUUGAGGACUGGAUUGUGCCUUGAUACCACAGGUAUUAAGAGUAAAGAUGACGUUAUAGCAACUGCAUGUUCUGAUUCUCAAGAUCAGUUUUGGCAGUUUGACUUUUAUGGUGAUAAAAUCAACCCCAGAUAAAAUAUA